CUGCAUAAUAAGUCUCAGCUGACUUGUUAGCUGUGCUAACUAAAGGAUCAAUGAAUGGCGUGAAAGGAGUAGGAUUUACAUAAAACGAUUUUCGCACAGAAAUAUGCCACGGCGUAGCAAAGACCCUAACAAGCCAAAAGGGAAAAUGGCAGCUUAUACAUUCUUCGUCCAAAGCGAAAGAGAAGCCAUGAGAAUUCGAAAUAAAGAGAACGGUAAAAGUGAUAUGCCAGGUGGCAAUACCUCGUUUGCAAAAUUCUGUAGCGAGAAAUGGAAGUGCCUAGACGAUGCGAAGAAAGCUCCUUUCUUGAAACUAGCUGAGGCAGAUAAAGAAAGAUAUGAGAAAGAAAUGGCCACUUAUGUCCCAAGCGAAGACAACGAAGCAAGCAACGAUAACACCGAAACACCGAAGACAAAGAAAUCUCGCAAAAGAAAAAGACAUGUUGACGAAAAUCACCCAAAAAGAAACAAAGCGGCCUUUAUGUUUUUCUGUGACGACCACAGAUCUAAAGUUAGUGAAUCUCAACCUGAGUUGAAAAUUACAGAAGUGUCAAAAGUCUUGGGUAAGAUGUGGGCAGCGAUUGAUCCGGAAAAGAAAGAAAUAUAUAACAAGAUGGCAGGAGAAGACCGCGAACGUUAUGCAAAGGAGAUGGAAGAGUACAGGAAGACAACUAGUGAAGAUACAUCGAGUGCAAAAAAACAGAAAUGAACAACGAGCAUUCGUGUGUAUGGUCCUUAGAUUUUUCGUGGGAAUCCGAUAAGACGUUCUUUAAUGAUGUAUAUAAAGCUUGCUGUUAUUGUUUUUAGUUCACCAAAAAUGUUUUGACGAAGUUAACAUUAAUUUUGAUAUCAUAUAACUGUACUGUCUCCAUGUUUACUCGAGACACUUUACAGACACUUUGU
Dendronephthya gigantea is the source of this 900-nucleotide messenger RNA. Its product is annotated as high mobility group protein DSP1-like. The coding region runs from base 104 to 706 and encodes 200 amino acids. NCBI's taxonomy places the organism in Eukaryota, Metazoa, Cnidaria, Anthozoa, Malacalcyonacea, Nephtheidae. The transcript is spliced from 3 exons. The record is from RefSeq and is a predicted model, not a curated record.